Messenger RNA from Sinocyclocheilus grahami, 2720 nucleotides. RefSeq names its product endothelin-1 receptor-like. The transcript has 8 exons. Gene Ontology annotation, biological process: enteric nervous system development; vasoconstriction; regulation of blood pressure. The record is from RefSeq and is a predicted model, not a curated record. Gene Ontology annotation, cellular component: plasma membrane. Gene Ontology annotation, molecular function: endothelin receptor activity. Lineage: Eukaryota; Metazoa; Chordata; Actinopteri; Cypriniformes; Cyprinidae. The coding region runs from base 327 to 1595 and encodes 422 amino acids.
ACUCACGUACACACACGUACACACACACAUACAGCAACUCUCCACAGGAAAAGCUAGAGACAGAAUGCGCAGCCCCUUCACAGCAGCUUUGGUGUGUCGUGGCGUCCAAAUGGGAUCGUACUACACUUUGAUAGUUGGUUAAUUACUCAUAUGAUACCACACAGAUGUCUGGGGGGCUCUAGCCGAAUAUUCGUCUCACUAACUCACUGACUGACUGACUGACGGGAUCCUGGGGAAGGCAGACAUUUAAGGAGCGCUGUGCUAAAUAGCUGUAAUCAGACUCUUAUCGCCUCAUCUGGAAAUCAAAGAGUGAACUGUGUUCUGCAAUGGGCAUUACGACACUACAAUUGCUUUUGCUAAUGGCCGUCCUGGCCACUGUUGGAAUAUGUCACAUUAAUGGAACAGAGGAAGUCCUUCAAAACUUUACUACCUCCAAAAUCAAUGUGCAUAAAGGUCUCCAGCCCUCCACCAGAAAAGCCCUGCUGGAUAACAAAACCAGAGUGAAGGGGCCUCCAUCCUGCAAGGAUCCCACUUCCAUCAAGCUCUAUUUUAAGUAUAUUAACACAAUUAUUUCCUGUGCCGUGUUUGUGGUGGGCAUGGUGGGUAACGCCACCUUGCUGAGGAUUAUUUACCAAAACAAGUGUAUGAGGAACGGACCCAACGCCCUCAUCGCCAGCCUGGCUCUUGGAGACCUCAUCUACAUCACCAUAGACAUCCCUAUCAAUGUCUACAAGCUACUUCUCACAAAAUGGCCAUUUGAUGACAGCUCUUUUGGACUCUUCCUGUGUAAACUGGUGCCUUUCCUCCAGAAAGCGUCUGUUGGGAUUACAGUACUCAAUCUGUGUGCUUUGAGCGUGGACAGGUACAGGGCUGUAGCAUCCUGGAGCAGAGUGCAGGGGGUCGGCAUUCCCCUCUUUACUGCCAUUGAGAUCUUUUCCAUCUGGGUCAUGUCCAUCAUCUUGGCUGUGCCAGAGGCAGUGGUCUUCAACAUGGUCACCUUUACCUACAAGAACCAAACCUACCGCACUUGCAUGCUCAAGCCUGAAACUGACUUCAUGAUGUUCUAUGUAAAUUGGAAAGACUGGUGGUUAUUUGGCUUUUACUUCUGCGUGCCGCUGGCCUGCACAGCUGUUUUCUACACCCUCAUGACAUGUGAAAUGCUCAACCGCAGAAAUGGAAGCCUUCGGAUUGUCCUCAGCGAACACCUUAAACAGCGGCGUGAAGUGGCUAAAGCAGUCUUCUGUUUAGUGCUGAUCUUUGCUCUUUGCUGGUUCCCUCUUCAUCUCAGUAGACUGUUGAAGAAAAUGGUUUAUGUUCCAAAUGAUGAAAGACGUUGCGACCUACUCAACUUCCUGUUGAUCAUGGAUUAUUUUGGCAUCAACUUGGCCACUGUGAACUCAUGCAUCAACCCCAUCAUUCUCUACUUUGUGAGCAAGAAGUUCAAUAAUUGCUUUAAGUCCUGCUUGUGCUGUUGGUGUUACACCAAGAACCAGGUGUCCAGCUCAGGCCCAAUGAACGGCACUAGCAUUCAGUGCAAAAACCAUGAGCCCGCCAACCUCAAUACCGACAGAAGCCUUCGUAAAUACAGUGAAUGAGAGGUGAAGGACUCACUCCAGUCAGCCUACAUGCUUAAAACACAUUAUAAAAGCGGACAUCAUCCAGCGUCAAACUUUGAGGUGGAAAACAUUGUAACCAUUCAUAUGAAACUAAAGUUCCUGUGCUCGGCGCAGUAUCAGGCUGUUUUUUUAUAUAGCUUCAGACCAGACAAUGGACCUGAUAUAUUUAAAGUCUCCCAUAGACCUACAGCAGCUGUUCCCAGACUUUCAGAGGGUUGUUUUGCUGUGUGAGAAGUGGUGGGAGUGAAGACCAACAGCAACAGGAUGCAGCUGAACCUAACAGCUUCAAAUUAACCCUCAUCAGGAGCUUGACAUGUUUUCCUUAUGUAAAUGCUACACUAUGAACAUGCUCUGGAUCGUCACUGUCCGACAUGAAAGGAAGUUACAGAAAGGAAGAUUGAAGUGGCGAGGGUCAAUCUGUGUUUUCUGUGUUCCUUCCUAUGAGCUUUGCCAAAGAAACUCCCAGCAUGCCGCUGAGGAGGCAGCCUAUCCUUCAAAUUCAGUGUCCGGUUGUUAUUGUUAGCACAUUGAAUGCAGUUAUGGAAGUUUAAGCCAGGCUAGUUUGUAAAACAGGAACUUCCAGGCCGCUACAUGUCUCAAUCUUUAUUAAGUUGUUAAGUGAAUCAUAUUGUGCGCUGGACGUCACUUCUGUUUAUUUAGUGGGGUAGGAAGAUAAUGAAGGUAUGCCUUUGUGUUUGAAUGCCAAAUUAAGUUUAUUGUGUAUAUGCUUGUUUACGGUGAAAAUAUAAGCUCAGAAUUAAAUUACAAAUCAAAACGUGAACAUAAUACAGCAAAUGUGAAAUGAACCAGCUGGAUUCAGUUCCAGCAAUAAGGAGGCAAAUGAAACUUGCUGGGAUUUAAGAAUAAUUUCUAGGAAUUCAUCCAACUGCAACAAAUUCUGUGUUAUCUUUCUGUAAUCAAAACAAAAACGCCCAAGAGAUACAAACAUGUCUUUGCUUUUUUUGACACUGUGAAUUUUCUGUGAACAUAACUCAUACAUGCUAUUAACCUUGCAUAGAUUAAUAUUAUUAAUAUUUAAUGGCCUCAGUAUUUGUAUGUCAUCUGUAUUUUAAGUUGAAAUAUUUAUUGUUGUUGCAAAAACAU